CGCGCACACCCUCAUCGGGCAGAUUCCGGCGUGCGCGUCCCCGCCUGGUCGAGCGCGCUCCCGCAGCCGUGUCGGCGGAGGACAGCGUCCACCCCGCGCGCGCGCACGUCCCCUGCGGAGAACAAGCGUUCUUCUGCUUAUUUUUUGUUAGGGCGGCUUCGUGGUGGGUCGUUGCGGGAGACGACCGGUGACAGCGCAACCGGGAGCCGCGUCCCAACCCUCGGCGAGGGCCCCGCACAUCCGGCCAUGGCCAGCCCGCCCGCAGGUCGCGGUCGCCACGUCCGGAGCCGCCCGGAGCCCGCCUGCUUGGAGGCGCAGAAAUGGAUCGAGGCGGUCACAGGGAAGAGCUUCGGAGACAAGGACUUCCGCAGCGCGUUGGAGAACGGCAUCCUGCUAUGCGAGCUUCUGAGUGCAAUCAGACCGGGCCUGGUCAAGAAGAUCAACAGACUGCCCGCCCCCAUCGCCGGCUUGGACAACCUGUCAGUCUUCCUGCGGGCCUGCGAGGAACUCGGCCUGAAUGGCUCGCAGCUGUUUGACCCGGGAGACCUCCAGGACACCUCCAUCCGAGCAAACCUCAAGGACUCUGACUGCAGCCGCAAACUGAAAAAUGUCCUGAACACCGUGUUCUGGCUCGGCAAAGCGGCCAGCGGUUGCGCCUCGUACAGCGGACCCGCGCUCGACCUCAAGGAAUUUGAGGGGCUGCUGGCAAACAUGAAGGCGGACGGCGAGGAGGCGGCCGACGGCUCACAGAAGCGCAGAGUUCGAGACAGCGGCUACGAUUGCUGGGAUUCGGAGCGCAGCGACUCGCUCUCGCCACCCGGGCACACUCGAGACAACUCUCUAGACAGUCUGGACUCGGUUGGCUCGCGUUCGCAGCACAGUCCUUCUCCCGAUGUGGCCAACCAAGGCACCACGGAAGGAAGAGAUGGAGACCUGGUAGCGCACGGCAGCGGGAGGCUCGACGCGCAGAAGGACGACAUGUCGGCCCGGCGUGCGGCCAGCGGCGAGGCGCGCACCCCUGUUGUCUUCAACCAGUUCCUGCCCAGUCGGAGCAACGCCGGCUCUUACGUUCUGAACACGAGGCGCAGACCUCAUGCUGAGGACAGAGAGCAGCGCAGUCUCGCCGAGGGCAAAAAGACCCCAAAGAGCGUCACCUGGGCGCCUGACCAUCAGGGCGAAAGGGAUAUAUGUGAGCAGACGAGGCUACAGAGGUUGGAGAAGGCGGGCAUCAAAGUGGUGCCUGCUGCCCUUCGCUACGGAAGCCCUUCCUCCUCCUCCACCUCGCCCACCCCGGAGAGACCGGCUUCUCCCAAUAUCAUCCUCCGACGCGACAAUGACUUUUUUAACUCGCACAAAUCCGCUUGGGACUCGUCCUCGGACGGUGAGGGCGAGGCGGAGGGCCAGAAGGUACCGGACGUUCGAAAAGAUGACCUGGCCUCUCGACGGGCUCCUCGGGGCCCCGCGGUGCCCAGGAUGCAUCACUUUGUCGUGGCCACACCACUGCUCGAGUGCAGCAGCAAAGACCAGGAACGCUGGGAAGGCAUCAGGCGAGCCUCGCAUAAAACACUGAAGGACAAGGACACCAGCCAGCUUGAUCAAAUCCCUGACAUCAUUACUCGCCAAAGAGAAGGCAAGGAUGAGGAGGAGGACUGUGAGGAGCAAUCCGAGGAUGCGGGAACGGUUAAAGCGACACCCGACAAGCGGACGGACGACCUGGCUCUCAGACGAGCUCGGAGUAGGCCAAGCCCCCUCCUCCGGGACGGACCGAUGAGCUUGUCGUCGGCCGCUAUGAGUCAAGCCGAUGUGCAGAAGUGGGAGAGGCUCAGGAUGAGUGAACCCAGCGAGCCUGGACCCGUCCCCGUGUGUCAGGCUUGUCGGGAGAAAACGUACGGCAGUGGUGAACGGGGUCUCAGCAAAUCGGUGAGGUUCGGGGGCGUGACCGAGAUGGGGCAGCCAAUGGGCGUGCCCGAGUCGGGGUUGCUAGGACGACUCGUCUCCCAGGCGACGGUCGCCGUGCCGACCAUUGGCCUGGGCUCCCUGCUCUCAGAGCGGGAAGGCAGCCUCGCAGAUGGAGCGCUACCCGAGCAAGCUACCUCCAACGGCUCACGUGGCUCUCUGGAGGCUCCUCGCUCUCUGGCCGAGCCGGACGCUCGUCCGGCUCGGUGUGAGAGCGGUUUGAAGGAGGAGGAGGAAGAAGAGGGGAGGAUACCAGACAUUCGGAAAGAUGACAUGACGGCUAGGCGAACGGGAGCUUUCCAGAAGCAAAGCGUGUCUUCGGGAUCUUACAACCGCUUCUUGCCUUUGCCCGCCUCAAAGUACAAGGUCCAGGUGACUCUUCCGAGCACCGAGGAAGUGGACAGGAACAAGAACAUCAGAGCGGCAGAAGGGAAAGAUCUCAUUGAAAGUAACCCUCGCACUCAUAUUGAGAGUGAACAUGUUGAUGAUGAUGGUGAUGAUGUUGACGACGAGGUAGACGAACCUCUUCCCAACCCGGAGAAGGACGACAUGAUGGCUCGCAGGACGGGAUGUCUCCAAAAAUCCAGUGCGACCUUCAGGCAGUUUCUACCUGUGCCGGGUGUGCUUAAAAACAAGACCAUCCAAAGUUGUGGAAACAAGCAGGCACCGAAGUGUGUGGAAAAGAUGGCGAGCGAAAGCAGUGGCGUCCGAUCGGCCAGGAAGCGCGAAGGGCCAGAGGGGGAAGCGGACGUGCAAAAAGACAAGACAGCAGAUGUGACAAACGUGACCCCUUCCCUACUCCGGCCGGAUGAUGUCGUCCCGCCAAGUCGGGAGGCGGGGUUAGGAAAGGCCAGUAAGAAAAUGGAGAAACCACAGAGGAAGAAAGCCUCCUGUGUGGCGGACGAUGAUCUGCCGCCAGUGAUGAUGAACCGCAGAGUCGCUUUUAUGUGUGGGGACGCCGAGAGUGCAAGCAUGAGCGACAUGGCGGACCGGGACGAAGCCGGACACUCGCCGCCGCUCAGCCUGUCGCGUUACGAGCGGAUGCACGAGCAGUACAACAACUUCCAAGACGAGGACGACCGGUGGCAAAGUGACUUGGCCCGUUGGAAGAACCGCCGCCGCUGUGCCUCACAGGAGCUGAUCAAGAAGGAAGAGGAGAGGAAGAGGAUGGAGAGGAUGAAUGGGGAGGGAGGAGACAAGAGGAAGAGCAUCAAGACCUACAAGGAGAUUGUGGAGGAAAAGGAGCGGCGAGAGGCAGAGCUGUGUGAGGCGUACCGCGAUGCGGCGUCGCCAGACGAAGCGGCCGGGGUUCUGCAACGUUACGCUCUCCGAUUCACCAUCAGCGAUGCCACGCUGGACUUCUUAAAGCUACCCCGCUCCAGCGCAAACCCCGACGCGACCCUAAACCAGGCCAUCCGCAAGCACAGAACCGUUCAUGAUGACUCUGAGCCAGAAUCAACACAGCAGAAGACGUGUGAAGACUUCCACGUGGGGCUGAAAAAAGGUCCACUGGCUUCAGACAGCACACCUCCUCGAUCCCAAGAAACCCUCGAUUCUCCAACCCAAACAUCUUCUAGUAAACCGGAACCAGCGACCAAAGUGGACGCAAAACCCCAACCUGCGCCGCCUCGCUCGGCAAAGCCUGCACUCACGCUCCCCGCGCCGCCGCCGCCGCCAGCACAUUCCCGACCCGUACCCCUGUUGGCCGCCAAGCCCUACUGCCCGCCACGCAGCUCGCAUGGAAUCAAGAUGGACGGUCUAGUGCGUGCGAAUGGCGACACAGACAAUUCGCCGCUGCAUUCGCCGUCAGACAAGGACAACUUGGUCGCACAGGCGGAGACGGAGGCCUCCUCUCUGCCAGAGAUACGGGACCGGUCGCCUCCUCCCCAGGCUGCGACGUCCUCCUCCUCGUCUUCGUCGUCCGUCUCGUCUUCCUCCUCAUCCGCCAUCAGCUCGCUGUUCGGCGGGAGGAGCUGUAUCACCAAGACCACCAUCGUCACUGAACUCACACAGACGUUGGUGGAGCCACACGGCCUGGAAAACAACAGCCACAGCCGGGUGAAUGGAAGUACGUCUGUUGAGAAAGCAGCGGAGGAACAACAGUCUCAGCCAGCGUCAUCAUCGACCUCAAUAACCAGCAUACAAGAACAUUGUGCCAGUGUCACAGAACGCCAAGAGGAGAGCAGCAUGAGCAUUGAGACCCCCAUAUUGAACUUGGCUAAGCGUGUUAAUCACUGGGUCUGGGACCCCAAUGAGGAGCGUAAGCGUGUGGAAAGGUGGCAACAGGAGCAGGAGCGCCUCCUACAGGAGCAGUACAAGAAGGAACAGGAGAAGCUGAAGAAGGAGUGGGAGAAAGCUCAAGUGGAGGUACAGGAGGAAGAACGCAAGCACAACGAAGAGGAGAGGAAGAUCUUGGAGGAGACUGUAGCGCCCCUCAAACCCCGCGUGGGGAGCGCGUCGCCACCUCCUGGAGACAAAGAAACCGUCAGCCACCUCGUACCCUUGCAGCAGAAUGGCCACAAAGACACGAGAGGAAGCGAAGAGCAGCAUGCGUCCAAGCUGCACUUCUUCCGAGAUGCCGUCUCUGACACCGAGCCAGCUCCGAAGUCUGAAUCGUGGAAGACGGCCUCCCUGGGCCGGAACACUCAACCGAACCGACCACGUGGCGUCAAAAGGUGCGAUUCCCAUGAUGCUAUUUCCGGAACACAGCGGCCGUCCUCACCCUUGCCUCCGUCGCCCAGCAGGUGCAUUAGCAGGAAGAGGCAAUGCUCAGGUUGUUCUCAGCCGCUGGGAAAAGGAGCGGCGAUGAUCAUCCAAACGCUCGGUCUGUUCUUCCACAUGCAGUGUUUCAAGUGUGGUCUGUGUGAGGGGCAGCUGGGCGACGCCACCACCGGAACGGAUGUGAGGAUCCGUAAUGGACUGCUGAGCUGUCACCACUGCUACGUCGCAUCUACAAGCCGAGGACAGCCCACCACAUUAUGAUGAUCUGAAAAGCCCUCAUAUAACUUUACUCAAAUAUCUAAAUGGACCCCACGUGAUCUAAACAUACAUACACAGUGUGUUUUUGUAAGCAUGACCAGUGUAUUUAUGACGAGACAAGCACAAUACAUCAACUGGAAUAAUAAUACAGUGAACCCUCGUUUAUUGCGGGACAUAGGUUUGAGACCGACCCACAAAUAUGUCAACAUUUGCGAUAUAGAGAGUCAGUUAAAAAAAAAAAAAAAAAAAAUAUAUAUAUAUAUAUAUAUUAAAAAUACUCCUCUCACUUACUUUAAAUUGGUUUUUUUUUUUUAAAAACACUCCAAACGGGCACAUAAAACAAAAGAUAAGGAAUUAAAUAAUGCAGCAAUUUGGCAAAUAGUAAAGAAUUCUUCACAAAAGAGACUCCAAGCUGCUUAUUGCCGCUCCCAUUUGAAGUUUACUGUCAAACUAAAUAUUAAACAAAGAGAAUUACGCGUGUAUUUUAAACAACUACAUAGGUCUGCCUUACGAGAGUCUGCUUACUUUAAAGCUAACAUAUAUGAAGAAGGCUAUUUUCAUGUUAACGGUUAGCAUCCAUAGUUACUGUUAGAAACCUCUAAAAGAUAUUCGCAAACAAACAGUGGAAGCUACACAUUUACACAGAUCAUAUAAAAAUACUCACACACAUAUAUUCUUUGUCCUCUACAAAAAAUAAUAUAUUACAGCGUUUUACUGAGUCACUCGCAGCGGUAGGCGAAGAUUCUUCUUCUUUGUUUGAGUUUGGAUGACUGUAUUAUAAAGUACUGCCUCCUGGUGGCCAAGGCGGCCACACUACAUUGAUUUGGAUUGCAGCAUUAAAUCACUAUGCUAACGGUUUAAUUAAUUCCUUACAUUCUAUUUAAUUAUGUCAUUACUGUAUGUUUUUAUAAAGUACGAAAUUAUAGAGAACUAUUUUCCUUAUUAAAAAACCCAAACACACAAAAAAAUACGUUUUUUGAGGGGGGAACCUGGAUGAUUCGAGAUAUGAGUGUUUUGAGUUACAAGUGUGGUCAUGGAACAAAUUAAACAAAGUAUCUCAAGGCACCACUGUCAAAAAAAACUAUAAAACCUUUCAAAUCUGACAUAUAGCGUUGGUGCGAAAUAUGAACCGCUAUAUAGCGGGGGUUCACGGUACAUCAACUGAAGUAAUGUACAGUAUACGCUACAAGACUAUAACACUCCUCUCUUAUACUGUAGGUAUCACGACCAUUUUAAUGCCUUACCUUCUCCUUUUUCUUCUUUGUUUUUACACUUUUGCAUGAACAUAAGUUAUUGCAAGUAUGAGUCUGACAUGCAGUUCUCCAGCAUUUAAGUUUGUUGUCCAUCUUUAUCCACUUUGCAUGUUGGCUUUGAACCUUUUGUUUCCCCUUUGAGCUAUUUCAACCAGUGCCUUAAUUCAGUGUGUGUGUGCGGGACUAUUACACAUGGACCUCUAAAUGUGUGUGUGUGUGUGUGUUUGUAUGAAGUGACAUGAAGUACAAUUCCAUACCAGCAAGUAAAAUGAGUGGUUUAGCUUCUUCCGCAUCCUUCUCUCUUAUAGAGCUUAAACCAAUGACACGUACGUAAUAACUGCUGCUUCCCUCUUGAUUAUUUUUAGCGGCAUUUCAAAACAUCCCUUCAGGACAAGUGUUGCCUUUCUCCAUCUCAAACUUCUCGUUUCUUCUGUCCGACGAACGCUCUCCUCGCUGUCUUUUAUAGCCACUGUAUGUUUGUCAAUACAACUGUCUAAAAUG
Molecule: messenger RNA, 6689 nt
Organism: Phyllopteryx taeniolatus (common seadragon)
Lineage: Eukaryota; Metazoa; Chordata; Actinopteri; Syngnathiformes; Syngnathidae
Product: LIM and calponin homology domains-containing protein 1-like
Exons: 32
Coding region: 247-4938 (1563 amino acids)
Biological process (GO): positive regulation of stress fiber assembly; regulation of focal adhesion assembly
Cellular component (GO): stress fiber
Molecular function (GO): myosin II head/neck binding
Source: RefSeq, a predicted model, not a curated record